Penaeus monodon (black tiger shrimp) is the source of this 660-nucleotide messenger RNA. Its product is annotated as serine/threonine-protein kinase Pkn1-like. The record is from RefSeq and is a predicted model, not a curated record. Gene Ontology annotation, molecular function: protein serine/threonine kinase activity; ATP binding. Gene Ontology annotation, biological process: protein phosphorylation; intracellular signal transduction. Lineage: Eukaryota; Metazoa; Arthropoda; Malacostraca; Decapoda; Penaeidae. The transcript is spliced from 2 exons. Bases 1 to 660 code for a protein of 219 amino acids.
AUGGGCAUGGUGCCCAGGCAUCUGGGCAAGGGCGGCUACGGCACCGCCUUCCACAACAUCCACAAGGACCUCGUGAUGAAGUACGCACACACUCUGGACACCUUCCGAUCCUUCAUUGUGGAGGCCAAAGCGAUGGCGCUGUUUUGCAAGUACCACGGCUUUCAGCGCCUUGUGGGCGUGUGUCCAGAGAAGAUGUGUCUUGUCACCAGGUACGCCGGCCACACCCUCGACGCCCACGUGGUCGGCCGCAUGCACACGGAGCAAAGGAUGUCUGUUGUGAAGCAGGUGUGCAACAUCGUGCAAAGCAUGCACCAGCAAGGCCUUGCUCACAACGACAUCAAGCCAGCCAACGUGUGCGUGCGGAUGGCCGCGGAGGGACCCCAGGUCACCGUGAUUGACUUCGGUCUGACCAUGGUGGCCGGGACGCUGCCGAGGCUGGGGAUCGAGUGGAACGAGCGGCUGUGCUACGCCCCCGAGAUCUGCGGGAGCGAGAGAAGGCUGCUGCUGUUCCUGUUCGGCGGGAAGCAGCAGAUGCCGCAGCUGCUCAAAUGCUGGUUCGCCAAGAGCCAGGAGAUGAACCCGAGGGAGCGCCAGGGCCUGGGUUCGCUGCUGGAGGCCCUUGAGCAGGACAGAAUCCGCCUGCUCCGCCGCUACUGCUGA